AUGCUUUGGUCUGAGACAGCAGGAGCCACCGCCAACCUAGCGCGCAAUGGAACUGAAAACACGGCGAUCACAGUUGGUCUGUUCAACCAGCAAGUCUUUUCACAGAUUCGCCGAUUUGUAAUCAUGGAAGUCAAUCGCGAGAAGCACUUCGUCUAUGCGUGUGCCAUCUUCACUUACAACGGACAAGGCACUUUGAAACGUGGCUGCACGGCAUCCGAGCAUGCCCCUGUGUAUAUGACUGGGUCCCAGGCCACUACAUACCAGGGUGAGUUGGAGCGAGGGAUGACAAAGGAGCCAAUCGAAGUCACACCGGAUGACGAAACCGAGACAAUGCUCCCUGCGUCACGCUUACGCUUUGGUAAGCACUACUCAAUUGAAUGGAACGUCAAAGUCCGCGAAAUUGGGAUAGUUGCGCCAAGGUACAGGUCUCGCUUGAUGAAGCACUACAGAGAUGAGCAACGCAAUGGCUUUGACGAUGACGAUGACGAAGACUUCUCAGAAGAGGAGGACGAUGAGUCUGGCACAGUGUUUUCGACCUACACUCCAGCAGCGGCCACAGGUGUGAGCUAUACCCAGACUGGAUACGCAAAUGUUCCGCAAUAUCGCUACUAG
Molecule: messenger RNA, 612 nt
Organism: Parastagonospora nodorum SN15
Lineage: Eukaryota; Fungi; Ascomycota; Dothideomycetes; Pleosporales; Phaeosphaeriaceae
Exons: 2
Coding region: 1-612 (203 amino acids)
Source: RefSeq, a predicted model, not a curated record